This is a messenger RNA of Populus euphratica (Euphrates poplar), 475 nucleotides long. RefSeq lists its product as uncharacterized. NCBI's taxonomy places the organism in Eukaryota, Viridiplantae, Streptophyta, Magnoliopsida, Malpighiales, Salicaceae. The transcript is spliced from 3 exons. The record is from RefSeq and is a predicted model, not a curated record. The coding region runs from base 166 to 453 and encodes 95 amino acids.
UAUGGCUGGACGUGAAACGCGCAGGCCCUCUCCCCCACAAGCACGAGUGUGUUGUGUUCGAGUGACUUUUUGACUUUGGCAAGUCUAUUUUAUCAGAAAUCCACGAUAUAUACACAUAAUUUGAGGGCUUCCCUUGGAUUGUCAGUGAGGAAGCUUGUUCCAGCAAUGGCAGGAAUGCUCUUUCGGUUUCUUGUAAGCUUUUUGUUGAUUUCUAACCUUGUUUAUGGGAGCAAUUCAAUCUCAACAAGGAGAACUGGACGUCAGGUGCAUGGUCAUGAUCAAGUUCGUCCGAUUCUCGAGGACACCCACCUGGUACUCCAGAGCAAGAAGAAGGAUCACGAUGAACAUAUCGCGCAUGGAAGAAAGAUUGUAGAACUCAACGAUUAUCCUGGAUCUGGAGCCAACAAUCGUCACACUCCAAGACCACAAUUUGGCAGAUGUGUUGAUUGUUAGCUUCUCAAAUAUUAAAGGAGUG